ACAACUAAAAUGGCAAUACCGAAAUCAUAUGACAGUCAGUCGCCUUUUUCCGAACAAAAUGGCUGUGACCAUGGCUCUGUUUUGGGUUUCUCUUGUUCUUUCAAUAAUUGGUUCAAAUGCCAGCGGAGAGUUCAACAUACUCCAUAGUCCAGACUCCCUAAAAUUCACGGGAUCAGGAAAAACAUCAGAGAGCCUCUUGAAAGAGAUAUUUUCAGCUGCUCUUGGACUGUCUGUUGAAGAGAAUUCAGAAUGGAAAGGAAUGUAUGUUGUGGAUCCUUUCAACACACCUGAAGCUGUGGUUGAAAUUUACAUAGAUGGUGUCUCAAGCCUUGGUCAUGCGGGAUUGAAAACCAAGACCUAUCCUUUGAUUGUCGAUGAAUAUGAACCAGACACCUACCACGGUGUGAAGCACCGAAUCUUGCAGCGCUUCACCAAUGGCAGAAACAAAAUUGUUAACAUCAAACUGACUGAUGUUGAUGAGCUCAAGAAGAAUAUCUUUGGUGAUGCAAAGAAAUCCAAGCUAACGAAACUAAACCUUAUGCACUUAAAGUAUAAUGUAGAAGAAGACUACCACUUCUUGAAUGAGCUGGCUUCCCUGCAAGCUAUUACUACAAAGAUUGAGAAUGGAGAUAUUGUCCCUGAUAACAUGAUUGAUUUCUACAACUUACGCUUCCGUACUCUGCAUCCUCUGAGUGACUUCCAUGGCCCUAACUCUGUCCAUACCAAAGAAGCCAAGAAAUUAUUAGGUGAAGCUAUUGAUCAACUCAACAAGGCAUUCAUCAAAGCUUACGAUGGCUCUGUAUUAGUAACCCUUGUCACUACUGAUGUUGCCCACACUCGCCGCACCAUUCGAUCUGCUCCCGCUGCUGGCCCAGAUGGCAAGGCACCAGAAUAUGAAUGGCAAACAAAGGAAUUCAAAGCGGAAGAUGAAACUGAUGACAGUUACAGCUCUGAAUACCCUGCCAUCUUCAACAUUAUUCUUUGGUUUGCUGUGGUAAUAAUUUUCAGUCUGAUAGCGAUUGUAUACGCUCUGAUGGACAUGGAUCCUGGCAGGGACUCCAUCAUCUACAGGAUGACUAGCACAAGAAUGAAGAAGGACAAUUAAGUCUUUAAAUCUGUAGAACUUAAAUAAGUUCUUAUUGCAGUAUUGUAUUAGAGUCCAGUUUAUUUAAAUAUUGGAACUAAGAGAAAUCACAUUGUUGUUCCUUGAAAAUUAAUAUUGUACAGACCUUUGUUGACUAUUUCUGUACAUACAAAACUUGAUGUUUAAUAUUAAAAAUAGUGUUUAUUUAGUUAUAAAGUAAAUCAUUGUUAUGUGCUUAAACCAUCGUUAUUUAUUUUCAAAUUGUAUUAUAUGUAUAUCCUAUGAAUCUAGUGUAUCUACAAGUUUACCUUUCAGAAAUUUUUUCACAACUACAGGCAAUAAUUUAUUACAUAUUCUUUUUAAAUAAAUGUAAUUUUUACUGUGAUUUAUAGAUGUGUUUAUUUCUGUAAAUAAUUAACUUUGCACGUUGAUAUACAUAUUGCUCUAUAUAAAUCAAUAUUUACAGCUUAGUGUUGUUCUGUGUGAAGUGGUAUAUGUAGCGAGAUACUGUUGCGAUUUUGUGAAAAUAAAUACAUUCCCUGUACUAAACAAAUUUCA
This is a messenger RNA of Spodoptera litura, 1642 nucleotides long. It is a transcript of the gene ATP6AP2, whose product is annotated as ATPase H(+)-transporting accessory protein 2. The record is from RefSeq and is a predicted model, not a curated record. Gene Ontology annotation, biological process: positive regulation of Wnt signaling pathway. NCBI's taxonomy places the organism in Eukaryota, Metazoa, Arthropoda, Insecta, Lepidoptera, Noctuidae. Gene Ontology annotation, molecular function: signaling receptor activity. Gene Ontology annotation, cellular component: membrane; external side of plasma membrane.